Molecule: messenger RNA, 1165 nt
Organism: Prorocentrum cordatum
Lineage: Eukaryota; Dinophyceae; Prorocentrales; Prorocentraceae
Source: the annotation of a GenBank genome assembly
CGACCCCGCAUACACGGCGGCUCGACUGAGCCAGCAGCCAGCACGAUGAGGGAAGACCCAAGCAGAGGGGAGAUGCGGAAGAGGAAGAUGACGAGAAAGGAGUAGGACGCAGGUGGAAGGGAACGGAUGGCUGCCAGGGGGGAAAGGGCGGUUGAGGCCCUCAGCCUGAGGGCGCAGGGGGAGAAGGGAGUCUACCAGCAAGGGCAAGGAGCGGAUGAGGAGAACGAACCGCUGGGGGGGGAUGCGCGGGAGGAGGGCGAGUCAACGGAUGUCGCGACAGAAACCAAGCGUUCGCAGCUUACCCACAUCGGAGUUCAAAAAAACCCAGGGCACCCUGGAGGCAAGCGGGGUGUUUCUCGGCAUGGGCUGACUGUGUACGCGGUCGGAGGCCCGCGAGGACUUCUCGGGUCGGCGCUGGGCCCCAAACGCUGGCCCCUGAGCCGCGAAGCGGCGCAGGAGGCGCCGCCGGGGGAGGGGGGGAGCCAGCGUCGACCCUUCAAGUCCGCGCGGCCCCUCCGAACGAUGGUUGCGCGGCUCGUCCCGCCUGCUCUUCGACCCGCGGCCACGAAGAGGCUGAAGAUGAGGCGGGGGAAGAUGUGUCGCGCCAUCGGCCGAAGGCAGACGGUUGCCCCGGGUGGCCCCAGACGAGCCCAGACACCUGACACCCGAGGAAGAGGAGGACUCGGCUGUACAAGUAGGUCACGCUUCUCCUCCGUCGCCAGGAAGCUCUUGACAAUGCUUUUGCUGACUCAGGCCGCGCAGUUCCACAAUAGUCCCGAUGAAGCUGCACUCUGAACAUGACGCGCAGAUGUCCAACCUAGCGCGGAAGGGCAAGCAUCAAUAGAAUGAGCCACAAGAAAAUUAUGAAUAAGAGAAGAAGACGUCGGAGUGAAGUCGGAAGGGAAGCCCCUGUCCUUGAUCCUUUCCCUGCCGUGGGGCGGGGGGGGCGAUCAGACUACCGCCCCUGGGGGUCCCGGCGGGUCCGGGGGGGGGGUCGCCAGCAGGGGUCGCCAGCGGGGGUCCCGCCUUCAGGGUCGGCGGCGCUGGCCGUAAGGCCUUCGCAAGAUGAAGCCACACUCCCUAACCACGACUUCGUACUCCCAAAUGGUGGCUGGCGGGACGGGGGUCUCGUGUGGGCCGACUGGGUAUACCCGGCCGAUUACCA